Molecule: messenger RNA, 940 nt
Organism: Medicago truncatula (barrel medic)
Lineage: Eukaryota; Viridiplantae; Streptophyta; Magnoliopsida; Fabales; Fabaceae
Product: agamous-like MADS-box protein MADS3
Exons: 8
Coding region: 39-791 (250 amino acids)
Biological process (GO): positive regulation of transcription by RNA polymerase II
Cellular component (GO): nucleus
Molecular function (GO): DNA-binding transcription factor activity; RNA polymerase II transcription regulatory region sequence-specific DNA binding; protein dimerization activity
Source: RefSeq, a predicted model, not a curated record
UUCUAGACUCAUAGCAGAAGAGAGAGUGAUAAGAAAAAAUGGGUAGAGGGAGGGUUGAACUGAAGAGGAUAGAAAACAAAAUCAACCGGCAAGUUACUUUCUCAAAAAGAAGAAAUGGUUUGCUGAAAAAAGCCUAUGAACUCUCAGUUCUAUGUGAUGCUGAGAUUGCUCUUAUCAUUUUCUCAAGUCGUGGAAAGCUUUCUGAAUUUGCAAGUUCAACUUCAGGCAUUGGCAAAACCCUGGAACGAUAUCAGAGAUGCUCUUUCACUUCUCAAAAUGAUAAUGUUAAUGAACAUGAAACUCAGAACUGGUACCAGGAGAUGUCAAAGCUAAAGGCAAAGUAUGAGUCACUUCAAAAGUCACAAAGACAAUUGCUAGGGGAAGAUCUUGGACCAUUGAACAUGAAAGAGCUACAAAAUCUUGAGAAGCAACUUGAAGGAGCUUUAGCACAAGCUAGGCAGAGAAAGACACAGAUUAUGGUUGAACAAAUGGAAGAGCUUAAGAGAAAGGAACGCCAUCUUGGAGACAUAAAUAAGCAACUUAGGUUCAAGCUUGAAUCAGAUGGAUUUAAUCUUAAAGCUAUUGAAAGCUUGUGGAGUUCUACUCAUUCUGCUACUGCUGUUGCUGGAGGAGGCAACUUUCCUUUUCAGCCUUCUGAAACCAAUCCCAUGGACUGCCAAACUGAACCUUUCUUGCAAAUAGGGUACCAAAACUAUGUUCAAGCUGAAGCAUCCAGUGCUCCAAAGAACAUGGUUGGUGAGACUAGCUUUAUCCAAGGAUGGAUGCUAUGAUUAACUUAUUAGAGUACAUAUAUGUUUAUUACCUUAUUGUCUAUAGACUUUUUAGAAUGGACUUUUUCAUUUCUCAAGUUGUUGACAAAAUAUAUCUUAAUUAUAUGUGUAAUGGGAUACUGAUAUAGACCUUGAUUUUACUCUUUGAA